GCCUCGCCCCCCGCGGCGCCGGAAGUAGAACCGCAUUCCCGGCGCUCCCCGCGCCAAGAUGCCUGACAGAAGCUUCCGGUGGGGAGGCGAGAGGCUCCGGUGUGGCGGGCGCGAGGCGUGACGGUCGCGGGGGGCCCGCGGAGCGACGCGCCGCCGUGGAUGAGAGUCUCGUUGGGAAGGAGGAGAUCCCCGAGCCCGGCUGGGAGCCAUGGCCGCGGUGGUGGCCAAGCGGGAGGGGCCGCAGUUCAUCAGCGAAGCGGCGGUGCGCGGGAACGCCGCCAUCCUGGACUAUUGCAGGACGUCGGUGUCGGCCCUGUCGGGCGCCACGGCGGGGAUCCUCGGCCUGACCGGCCUCCACGGCUUCAUCUUCUACUUCCUGGCUUCCGUCCUCCUCUCCGUGCUCUUGGUGUUAAAAGCCGGACGGCGGUGGAAUAAGUACUUUAAAUCCCGAAGGCCGCUUUUCACGGGGGGGCUUAUAGGAGGGCUCUUCACAUACGUCCUGUUCUGGACUUUCCUGUACGGCAUGGUUCACGUCUACUAAAACAACUAGGAGCCGCGUUAGCUGCCGUGCUUUUUAACGAAGCAGGAGGACUGUUGCCAAAAGUCAUCUACACAACUAGGCCAGCUUAUCUUUUAAACUGUUGUUCGUUGCCUGUAUUGUUCAUACUGUCAGUAACUUAUGCCUGAGUACAAAUGAAGCAGUAGUACUGUUCUAAUUAAACUGAAUGUGAAACACCA
This is a messenger RNA of Phalacrocorax carbo (great cormorant), 738 nucleotides long. Lineage: Eukaryota; Metazoa; Chordata; Aves; Suliformes; Phalacrocoracidae. The record is from RefSeq and is a predicted model, not a curated record.